This is a messenger RNA of Haliotis rubra (blacklip abalone), 1934 nucleotides long. RefSeq lists its product as uncharacterized. The record is from RefSeq and is a predicted model, not a curated record. Lineage: Eukaryota; Metazoa; Mollusca; Gastropoda; Lepetellida; Haliotidae. The coding region runs from base 3 to 908 and encodes 301 amino acids. The transcript has 3 exons.
UGAUGAAGACGUUGUGUGGAGCUUGGGGUGCGCUCUUGCCGAUCGUUGUCGUGAUGUCGGGUGUUGUAGAGGUCGUAGCGUCUCAUGGGUACCUCCUUGACCCCCCUCAGCGUUCCAGCAUGUGGCGUGUUGGGUUCGACACGCCUGUGAACUACGACGAUAUGGGACUCAACUGUGGCGGAAAAGAGAGACAACACGUGGGGAAUGGCGGUCGCUGUGGUAUUUGUGGUGACGCUUAUGACAGCUUCCCACGUGAAAACGAGGAUGGCGGUAAGUACGCCAACGGCAUCAUUGUUGGAUCUUACCGUGCCGGUAGCGACAUCAUGGUGACAGUCCGCCUCACGACUUAUCACAAGGGGUUCUUCGAGUUCAGACUCUGUCCUGACUUCAGCACAUCCGAUGAUACAUUUGAGGACUGUCUGGACCGGAACUUGAUGCCAGUGCGUAUGCUCGGUGGCAGAGAAGGCAGGAAGACUAGGUUUUUCCCUGACGCAGGAAGCAGGGAUUACGUUCUCCUGGUUUCACUACCCCUGGGAGUCACGUGUGACAAGUGCCUCUUUCAGUGGAGAUACGUCACAGGCAAAGACUGGGGUCGUGACACGGAAGCGGAAGAUGGAUGUGUCGGAUGCGGUCCUCAAGAGUGGUUUGUCAACUGCGCAGAUAUCAACAUAUUCGCCACAGACUCAGUCACGCCAACACCACAACCUUCGACUUCCAAGAGGACGACGACGACUACAACAACAACAACCACUACUGCUAUACGUCCCACGCCACAACCCGUACCGGCGCCUAACGAUAGCCCUAAAUGUGUUGCUGCCGACUCCUUCUCCCAUGUCCCUGGCAUGGACACCUGGUGUCGAAUACUCUGCCCCCGCUUCUGUCCUGUCACUCACUGUGUUUGCGCAUAGAACUUCUGGAUAUUUCCAAUCGGCUCUACACCGUCCAAAAAGGAUUUCGGUCAGCAGUGGAAGAAAUGCUUAUUGAAACUAGCUUCGUUCGCGAUCUGUUCACAAGACGCAACACAAAAUGGCGGCAAGAGAUCUUUUAUGUAACGAUUCAGACUUUUCCCGUUGACUUUAUCUUCACGUCAAUCUGGUUUAGCAGAGACAUACGGCUUUUCCUCUAAUAAGGGCCCGGACGUUAUUAAUUGAACAAGCUUCCAAACCAGGGGGUAAUGGAGGACCGGCGCUUUCUAAGAGUGAGUGAGUUUGGUUUUACGCCGCAUUUAGCAAUAUUCCAACAAUAUCACGGCGGGAGACACCAGAAAUGGGCUUCACACAUUGUUUCCAUGUGGGGAAUCGAACCCGGGUCUUCGGCGUGACGAGCGAACGCUUUAACCAUUAGGCUACCCCACAGCCCCCGCUUUUCAAGAGACCUGGCACGUAUUGCUCUUACUGGACCCGGAAGUUGUCAAUAUUUUUGGGCUUAUUUGAGGAAAUACGGUAUUUUCAAACGUGUCUGUCGUGUUAUCAGAACCAUAUUCUACGAGAUCUUGCGCCCUGCAGCCAACACUGAGUUCAGGAAGGAGGCCUACGUCUAUUCCAGUGCUGUCUGAGAUAUCAGGAACCUAAAGAAAUAAACCGUGGGCCCGAGUGCGCAUUCUACAACCCCAGUAGCAUUCUUCAACUCAACCCCAGAACCAUCCCUUGAACACUUGUGCAAGUUGAACAAUGUGGACAGUGCAAUGGUUGAAUGUAUAAAGCGUUCGACGGCACAUCACAAGACCAGUUCGUUUUCCAUCGUAAUUAUAACGCUCCUUGGUAGCACACUCCCGGUGUCGAACCGUCACAUUGAUGGAAUAUUGCUUGAAACUCGUUACCCGGUGCCAUGCGAACUGAUUUUGUUAGCUCUGAAAUUUUGUGUCCCUGUGUUGUAUUACAUUUUGAGCAUUGCUGAAAUGUCUACGUCUUAACUUAUAAAAAUCUUUAAAUCAA